Messenger RNA from Cladocopium goreaui, 1221 nucleotides. Lineage: Eukaryota; Dinophyceae; Suessiales; Symbiodiniaceae. The record is from the annotation of a GenBank genome assembly.
AUGUCUGAUAGGAGGACGCAGCAGGAGACCCUGCCGCAGAAGUCAAAGGCAAAGUUGCCUCAACCAGUGGUGGCGAAGGCUGUGGAGCACAAAGCUAUGCCAGUGCAACGGAAGCAGACUCAGACUGAGAAGUUGGGAUCCAGCGCAAAAAUGAUGCCAGAGAAGCCACAUGAGAAGGCAGAGCCGACAAAUAGCCGGCAAGAUACCCCUCAUCUGCUGGUUUCAGGGCCGCCUUGCACUGUCUUCAGCGACGGUCGUCAUCAGACAAGGCCAGUGACACCUCCAAAGGCUCCGGCAGCCAAAGGCGGUCAAGCCCCUUCAGGCCCUCCAGGCCCACCAGGCCCACCACCAGGCCCACCACCUUCGAAGGAGCAGAUGCAGGAGAUGAUGAGGGCUUCAGCCAAGGCGAUGGCUGACAUGAAGAGUCCUGCAAGCUCUGCAUCAAGCCCAAUAAUGCCAAGCCCAAUAAUGCCAAGCCCAAGACCUAUGAUGAUGAGAGUGAUGGGCUCUGGGCAACAGCAGAUGUGGAUGCCACCGCAACAACCUGUGACACCUAUGACGAUCCGACCUAUGGUCCCUCCUGGUAUGCCUGGACAGCCUCCAAUGCAAACCAUACAGCCCACCAUGCAGCCAAUGCAGCCUAUGCAACAAGGACCUACUAUGGUGCAGCCUGUGCAGCCUACUAUGGUGCAGCCUAUGCAGCCUACCAUGGUGCACCCUAUGCAGCCAGGACCAGUUGCGCAGACUGUGCCACAGCACCUGCAGCAGCCUUCAGUGGUGGAAAGGUUUUGCAAUCCGAAAGGGCCCAUGAAGAUGCAAGAGGCCAAGGCGAGCACGGAGAUAUGGAUGGAGGAGAUGCCAUCUGGGUCAGCUGGAUCUCGUUAUGAGGGAGGUACCUACAUCCCUGCGCAACCUCAAGAUUGGAAAGAGUGGAAUGAGGAUUCGAAGAAAGCUGCUGCCAACAGAGGCCACCGGCACACUCCUACCCAGGUGAGGCGAGAAGCGUUUCAAAGAGAAGCUCAACUUCGGGAGCACUAUGAGGCCAAGCUGGCCGUCCAGAAGGAGUGGUAUGAGGCAAAGCUCGUGGCGAGCCGUGCGGAGGUGGUUGCAGCCAAAGCCAUCAUGCUUCUCAAUGGCCUGGAUCCAAAUCAGACAAUUGAUCAACAGGUCCUGGAGGACACCAUGAACCAGCCUGCCGGCAAGAAGGCCAGGCAGGGCUGA